UUCUGAAAUUAUUAAACCGGAUGUUGUUGUCGGCUGACUCCACUUCCUCCCCUGCAUCGUUUUACACACAUCAACAUUUUGUCAUUGACUACAAGCAAAUAUUAAUGAAAUGUCGGCGAAACCAACUUGUUUAAUUGUUGCAAGUGCUUCUCCUCAAGGGGUGUCAGCGAAAUCUUUUCUUCAGUGCUUUAGUCUUUGCAGCACGGCGUUUAACCUGCAGACCGCCACACCUGGGGGGAAGCCAAUAGACUUUAUAGGAAUUGAUGAAAGCACAGCUAGAUGGGUGCAGGACUUCAAUUUGAAAUCUUAUGCAACACCAGCCAAACUGGAAUCUAUAGAUGGUGCAAGAUACCAGGCUCUGCUCAUCCCAGACUGCCCUGGAGCACUGAAUGACCUGGCUCACAGCGGGUCGCUGCACCGCAUUCUCACACAAUUCAUCUCUCAACAAAAGCCUGUCUGUGCUGUGGGGCAGGGAGUUUCUGCACUGUGUUGUGCCACUGAGGGGCAAAGGUGGAUUUUCAGUGGUUACAGCUUAACAGGGCCGUCAGUGUUUGAACUGGUGCGGAAGCCCGACUUUGCCAACCUGCCCCUGAUUGUAGAAGAUUUUGUGAAAGACAGUGGUGGAUCAUACACAGCAAGCCAAGAAGAUGCUGUGCACAUAGUCGUAGACAGACACCUAAUAACUGGACAGAAUAUGCAGUCAACAUCCCUCGCUGUGAAUAAUCUAAUCCUUCUUUGUAAUGCCAAAUAAAUGUUGUUCCAUGUCUAUAUAUAUGUAAUCACACAAACGAAAGAUGCUGGGUCAGAUGCUUGCCAACAGUAUUAUAAAUUAAAUAAAAGCCACACAGUGUACUGUUUUGAUAAGUGAAAAAAGUCUUGAUGAUGGAUGAAUCUUCUCAUUAUUUCUGACCUUGGAUUUAGAGAUGCUGCAGUUGAAGUCCUCCGAGCAAGCACAAACCCUUUCAUUUUAACUUCACACAUAGUGAUGAUCACGUACUUUGUUGUUGAGUGCAACUGUGUUACCAUGUUGAUUAUACUAUACAAAUUACAUCAUAAGAGAAAAGAAAUAAAACAUACUGAAGUACACACCAUUUGCUUCAAGUACCUUUUAAAAUAAUCAAACUCCAGUUUCAUUCACACAGACAAGAUUUCACACUUGUAUCAUCCUAAAACAAUUUUAAUAUUAUAUAAACCCUGUCAAUACGUCGUUUCAGUGAUCAGUUCAAAGACAAAAGAAAAAACUUACAUACAGCAAAAACUUCACUGUUUUAAAAUCUUCACCAAAAUGUCCCACACUCAUAGGAGGUCAUAGAAAUAAUCCAGUCCUUGUCCCAGUUCCCAUAAGGAAAUUCCUGUUCCCAGUUCAGCAGCUAAAGAGACCCUUGAGUAGAUUGACUAUAAAACAAAAGAGGAAGAUUGUUAAUCACCUGAUAUUACUGCUAAAAAAGUUUUAUGUUGCUUAAAUUACAAAUGUCAAGAGUUUUACCUUUAAUGAUGGAUAGUACACCACAUGCUUAACUGCAUUGCUCCUGAUGUAAAAGGGAGAAGGAUCUUUCUUUAGAGACACUUAUGACUUUGAUUUAAGCAACAUUUUCCUGAUUUAAAACUUAUUAAAUGGGUACCUUUUGUAGCUGAAAUAAUGCUCAGCAGAAUAUUCAUCCCAAAUAAUCUUUGGCCUUUGUUCUCGCAAAAUCUCAAUGUACCUGCAGGAAAUCACAGGAGGAGUGUUAAAAAGCUCUUU
This is a messenger RNA of Melanotaenia boesemani (Boeseman's rainbowfish), 1741 nucleotides long. RefSeq names its product glutamine amidotransferase class 1 domain containing 1 (gene gatd1). Bases 110 to 751 code for a protein of 213 amino acids. The transcript is spliced from 7 exons. NCBI's taxonomy places the organism in Eukaryota, Metazoa, Chordata, Actinopteri, Atheriniformes, Melanotaeniidae. The record is from RefSeq and is a predicted model, not a curated record.